Messenger RNA from Raphanus sativus (radish), 1603 nucleotides. Its product is annotated as AT-rich interactive domain-containing protein 5. Gene Ontology annotation, cellular component: nucleus. Gene Ontology annotation, biological process: regulation of transcription by RNA polymerase II. NCBI's taxonomy places the organism in Eukaryota, Viridiplantae, Streptophyta, Magnoliopsida, Brassicales, Brassicaceae. Bases 184 to 1398 code for a protein of 404 amino acids. The record is from RefSeq and is a predicted model, not a curated record. Gene Ontology annotation, molecular function: DNA binding. The transcript is spliced from 14 exons.
UAAUAAAUAAGGAUUCUUGUGAAUGUGUAUCACAGUUUCGGUUAAAUUAUAUUUUCAACCCCAUCCUUAUUUAUUUUUGAUCAAUUUGGCUCCCUUUCUUCUCCCGCCGGCGUCCGUCAAUUUCCCCGGCUUCCAACAAACACCUCCCGUUUUAUUCCGCUUUAUAUUUUUGUUGUAAUAAUAAUGGCGGACACCGAAAUGCAAGAGGUUGCUGCUGGUACCAUCAAAUGUGUAGAGGAAGAGACUGUUCCUGAGGAUAAGACUCUCGCUUUGGACUCUGAUCUUCAUUUACCUGAUGCUAAUGAAGAUGUAGGUGGUCACAACAUUGUUGAUGAGUCUGCAAAGAACAUUAGCAGUGAUGGUGGUGGUCCAGAGGAGAAAGUACAGAUGGAAUCAUCAGCUCCUCUUACGGGGGAACCCUCGGCUGUUCCCCAAGUUGAUGUUGAGAGUGUUAAAAAGUGGAAGACUUGGUUGCUCACUCACUCUCAGGCCAAGGAAGGUGAUGAAGCAGGGACAGCAGAGGAUCAAGCGGCGUUUAUUAAAGAAGUUGAGGCCUAUAACAAGGAGCAUUUCCUCGAUUUUAAAGCUCCCAAGUUUUAUGGUCAGCCCUUGAACUGUCUCAAGCUAUGGCGAGCCGUUAUCAAGUUAGGUGGCUAUGACGUGGUCACCACAUCUAAGCUAUGGCGGCAAGUUGGAGAAUCCUUCAAUCCUCCCAAGACAUGCACUACAGUCUCCUGGACAUUCCGCAUUUUCUAUGAGAAAUCACUCUUGGAGUAUGAAAAGUAUUUAAGGCAAAAUGGUGAGCUUAACCUUCCUGGUUUACCUCUUCUUCCACCUGCCGGCCUUGCAAAGGAGGCAAUUAGCCACCAAGGUUCUGGGUCAGGCAGAGCACGAAGAGAUGCUGCAGCUCGUGCUAUGCAAGGUUGGCAUUCUCAACGCCUUCUUGAAUCUGGGGAUGUUACCGAGCCUAUUGUUAAGGAUAAAGGCUUGAGUUCUACUCCAAAGCAAAAGAACCUCAAAAACAUUGGGGUACAGAAACAAAAAACACCAACUGGCAUGGACCUUGUUUUAUCACAUGAAACAGACAAACAGUCAAUCGCGGAGGUUAUAGAUGUUGGAACCCCUGCAGACUGGGUGAAGAUAACUGUCAGAGAAACUAAAGACUGCUUUGAGAUAUAUGCUCUGGUACCUGGACUUCUUCGUGAAGAGGUCCGCGUUCAAUCAGACCCUGCAGGGCGGCUGGUUAUAGCAGGCCAACCUGAACAACUUGACAAUCCUUGGGGAAUCACACCCUUCAAAAAGGUUGUCAACUUUCCAGCAAGAAUCGAUUCGCUGCGCACAUCAGCUGUCGUGAGCUUGCACGGUCGAUUGUUUGUGCGAGUCCCAUUUGAGCAGUGAAAAGGAAUCUCAUCUCAAAAGUCAGAGCUCCUUCUUUUACUAUAUGUUUCUUUGGUGAUUUCGACGACCUCUCUAUUUUUCUUCUAGGGAUUCGUUUGUAUCAAAAGGAACUAAAAACGUUAGCAAAUGUGAUAACUGUUACUGUUAACUUGAUGUAGAGAUUCAAAUACACAUUGAUAUCAAUACUAUUAAAGUUAGUAGGAAA